AGCUUUAAGCAAGCAGUUGCAUUCCAAUUUUGCAGAAACUCCGUUGAAUUUUGCAGAAACUCCGUUGUUUGUUCCUCCUCCAUGUCCGUCAUCUCCUCAUCCUCCGCCGUCCCCAGGCGCCAUGGCUGGCAACGCCCCCUCCACCCUUUACAGAUUGUGGGUAUCUCAGUUUUCUUUUUCCUAGUGGCUGCUUUCUAUUGCUUCCUUGGCCUUUUCGUCGGCCACAGAAUUGCAGAGAUCACCAUCAACACUGUCUUCUCUUUUGCGGCACUUUCAGUUGCUCUUCUGUUCAUUAGGUGUUCCGCCAUUGAUCCUGGUGACAGGACCAGAUUUAGAUUUAGAAAGAAGAAGAAGAGGAAGCCCAAUGUUCCUAUCGGGCUCUCAGACCUUAAUUACAAAUUCAUUUUCAGCCGGAUUUUGUUGCGAUUCUUCAAGAGGAUUGAACGUAAGAUUCUGAGGACUUGCAUAAGAAGGAAAUACGUCCUGGAUGAACCAUGGAAUAAUAAAGUUCAUAUGGAGCUCCCUCUUCUGAUCCCAUUUCCCCUUAUCCUCGAGGAGGACGAUUCUCUUGCUCCCAAUCCCAAACAGGAUGACAAUGACAUCUCAUUCUGCUCCCUCUGUGAUUUUGAGGUCAACAGGUACAGCAAACAUUGCAGGACCUGCAACCGUUGUGUUGAGGGAUUUGAUCACCACUGCAGAUGGCUGAAUAACUGCGUUGGGAAAAAGAAUUACACAAGCUUCAUUCUUCUGAUGAUUUUUGUGCUGAUAAUGCUAGUUGUACAAGGAGGAACUGCUGUAGCAGUAUUUGUAAGGUGCUUUGCUGAUAGCAAGGGAAUAGAAGAGGAGUUGAUAACAAGACACUAUGUAAAAUUCCCAAGAGGACUACUUGCUGCCUUAUCCGUGGUAUUGGUUUUGGUAACGACAUACAGCACAGCUGCAUUGGGACAACUCUUUUUCUUUCAUGUACUCCUCAUCAGAAAGGGAAUAUCAACUUACGACUACAUUUUAGCAAUGAAAGAAGAGAACCAGUCCAUGGAAAUCGAAUCCCUUGAAGACUCAGACUUAUCUUCUGAUGAUGAUAAUGAUGACGAAGGUUACUCUGACUGGGAUUCACCUGAAAAAAAGCCUACAUUUAUAUCGCGGAUUAUAGCUUGCAAAGAUGGAAAGAACCCAGAAAAGCUGGCGAUAAGGAUUGAUGGAGAAGGAGCUGAAGAAUCAUCAUUGUCUGAUGUGUCGAACAAAAAGCAAGGUUUCCGUGCAAGCAUUGACCCAUGGAAACUAAUAAACCUGAGCAGGGAGAAAGCUCUACUUGCAAGGGAAAAACUUCUGAAACAAAAGCCGAUUGUGGACAGUGAUCCAUUGAAGCCCCUGCCCCUGGAAAUUAAAAGUGGACCACUUAUGAAACCAGAUAAUAAAGAUAGAGAAGCAGCAGGAUUUGGUUUGAUUGCUAAAGGAGUAGCUGUGAGGGGACAGUUUUCUUCAAGUCCAAGAAGACGACUUUCGUCUUCUCCAAAGCCGCAGCACCAUCAUGCUAUUAUUACUUCUGUGCCAUCACCAAAGCACAAUAGGUACCGAAGUGAUUUUGAUUUGAAGUUGACUCAAGUCUCCAGAGAACUUGAGACAUACAUAUCCAGACAGGUUCUGUGCUCUGUUUUGAAGAAUGAUUCUCCAAGAUGACAGAGAGAGUCCGCAACAACUGAAACUAAACUACAGCUUACUACAUUCUCAGUCUUUGAGAAAAGAAAAAAAAAACACCUUUUCUUAAUUAUUAUAUUUUUUUCUUUAAUUUGCUUGUUUAUUUGUGUAACAUACUGAUGAGAGUAAUUAAUUCAUAUAUCAUACAUGGCAUUCUUCUUUCACACAACAACAUGAUUAUGUAAGGAAAUGUAAAAACACCUUUCUCUGUUUGCAUUGUACCUAUAUAUUGAAGUCAAUUUGCUCAUUCAUCAAAA
Messenger RNA from Erythranthe guttata (spotted monkey flower), 1952 nucleotides. RefSeq names its product DHHC-type zinc finger family protein. Gene Ontology annotation, biological process: protein targeting to membrane; peptidyl-L-cysteine S-palmitoylation. NCBI's taxonomy places the organism in Eukaryota, Viridiplantae, Streptophyta, Magnoliopsida, Lamiales, Phrymaceae. Gene Ontology annotation, molecular function: protein-cysteine S-palmitoyltransferase activity. The record is from RefSeq and is a predicted model, not a curated record. Gene Ontology annotation, cellular component: endoplasmic reticulum; Golgi apparatus.